AUGCUCUUCAUUGAUUUCAAGAAGGCAUUCGACAGCGUGCACCGUGGACUCCUCAUGAAGAUCCUCCUGGCAUAUGGAAUUCCCAAGGAGAUUGUAGGCUUGAUACAAAGAAUGUAUGCAGAUAAAUUUGCUCGUGUGAUUACCGAGGAUGGUCUGAGUGAAGCAUUCUUCAUUCUAGCAGGAGUGAUGCAGGGAGACACUUUGGCGCCCUACCUAUUCAUAAUCGUAAUUGACUACAUUAUGAGGGUGUCCCUAGAGGGUAGGGACUUUGGGUUUACUCUACACCCUAGAAGAAGCCAUCGCUAUCCGGCAGUCAAGGUCACUGAUGCGGACUUUGCUGACGACCUUGCUCUUAUAACAGAUAGUGUUGCGGAGGCACAAGAUUUCCUCAGGAGUCUGCAUGGAACUGGCGGCCAACUCAGUUGGACUCCACCUCAACGAGGGGAAAACUAA
Bolinopsis microptera is the source of this 453-nucleotide messenger RNA. RefSeq lists its product as uncharacterized. Lineage: Eukaryota; Metazoa; Ctenophora; Tentaculata; Lobata; Bolinopsidae. The record is from RefSeq and is a predicted model, not a curated record. The coding region runs from base 1 to 453 and encodes 150 amino acids. The transcript has a single exon.